AUGCUAUCCUCUCGUGCUCUCAAGAAUGUUCAGCAACUGGAGCGUCCAUUUCGGUUCACUCCUACCCCGGAUUAUGACCCUCAGAUAAAUCCUCAAGGUCUUAUUUCAUUUGGCAUGGCAGAGAAUAGACCAAUGAGGUCUGAAAUUGUGAAGUAUAUCAACGAGAAGGUCACGUUCACAUUAGACUCAGUCAGCUACCGCUCGAGCGCAACUAUAAAUUCUCGUCUUCCGGGUAUUGCCGCAGCCCAUUUAGACAAGGUCUUGAGCACACACUCUCCAAUCAAUCCGGAUCAUGUUUUUGUCGCGGAUUCUCCGACGUCUCUAGGUAACAUGCUCGGCUUCAACCUCGCAGAGCGGGGGGAAGGCAUUAUAGUUAAUCGCCCCGUAUAUGGCCGCUUUGAGCUAGACUAUGGUGUCGAGGCUGGUGUUGAAAUUGUAUAUGCGGAUACCGCAACUGACGAAGCUUUUACGCCAAACUCGGUUGCCAAGUACGAGCAAGCUUUGAUUGAAGCCGAGAAGCGAGGCAUCAAAAUUCGUGCGGUACUCAUAGUGAAUCCGCACAACCCUGUCGGUCGUUGCUAUCCCUCUGACACCCUGAGACAUAUUGCAAGGUUCUGCGAUAGAAACAGCCUUCAUCUUAUUAGUGAUGAGGUAUACGCAUCCUGCGUUUUUGACUCGGGUGAUCCUGAUUCUGUGCCAUUCAACUCGAUUUUAUCGUUGAAUUUGCAGGGUUUGAUUGACCCAAAUCUUGUCCACGUUCUAUAUGGCUUCAGCAAGGACUUUGCAUCUGGGGGUUUGCAUCUCGGUUUCUUGGUAACUGCAAACGAGCAACUUCGCAAGGCAUGUAAAAUGGUUCUACGGCUCCAUGGCGCUUCCCAGGCUGCAAUUACAAUCGGGACUGCUAUCUUAGAGGAUCAAGUUUUUGUCCAGGGCUUUCUAGCCAAAUCUCAAGCUAGCCUUGCAGCAGGCUAUCGCCUAGUCACUUCUACACUUCGAGAAGCCGGCAUCAAUUACAUGAAAGGAGGUAACGCGGGUUUCUUUAUUUAUGUCGAUCUGUCCCCUUUCCUCCCCGACAUCAACUGCUCGGUUCAAGAACGCGAAUUUGCCCUAGCACAGCGGCUCCUUGAUGAAGGUAUCUUCUUACAUCCUGGGGAGGAACACUCUAAGGAUGCAGGCUGGUUUAGGUUGGUGUUUUCCAAUGACGAGCCCGCUUUGAAGGAAGGGCUGAGGAGGUAA
Molecule: messenger RNA, 1236 nt
Organism: Penicillium cosmopolitanum
Lineage: Eukaryota; Fungi; Ascomycota; Eurotiomycetes; Eurotiales; Aspergillaceae
Exons: 7
Coding region: 1-1236 (411 amino acids)
Biological process (GO): amino acid metabolic process; biosynthetic process
Molecular function (GO): transaminase activity; pyridoxal phosphate binding
Source: RefSeq, a predicted model, not a curated record